AUGAUCCUGUUUACAAUCCCUCUCUGGAGCCUCCUCUGGGCUGUGAGUGGGGCCCACACGCUCACCAAGAGUGAAUGCUCUAUUCCUGCAGAAAAACAAGCCUUGGUGGAUGAUCUCCAAGAUGUCAUGGAGAGCUCUGUGACUCCAUCCUCCUUUCCCAAUCCCAGCAUCCUGAUUGCCAUGAACCUGGUUGGGGCCCACAGUGCAGAGGCCCAGAAGCUCCUCACUGAAAUCAUCUUGUCCACUGACCUAAGAGAUCUUACUAUUGGCCAGCUGGCCCUCAACAUCAUGGCUCUCACCUCAUCCUGCCAAGAUCCUGGAAACAGACUCUCGAUUCUGAAAAAGCAAAUGGAGAAUUGGGCAUCUUCAAGCCCACAAGAUCCAUAUUCAGUCUUCUAUGGACCCAGCCUGGGACUCUUGGCUCUGUGCCAGAAGAACCAAGCGGGCACCUUGGAACUAGCCAUCAAAUUUUCCAAGAUGUUGCUAGCCAAUACCUCACGCUUCAACAUGGAUACUGGAGCUAUGGCAACCUUGGCCCUGACUUGCGUUAGCAAUAUGAUCCCUGGAGAUCUGAACAAUGACUACAAUCAGUUAUUUGGUCAAGUGUUAACAAGCGUUGUGGAGAAUAUCAGCAGCAGAAUUGAAGACAAUGGCCUCAUCGGGGGAUCUUACAGCACAGGCUUAGCCAUGCAGGCCCUUUCUGUGCAACCUGGAGAGAACUGGAACUGCAAGAAGACUAUGGAAACAGUACUCAAUGAGAUUGAGCAGAACAGAUUUGCUAACCCCAUGUCCAUCGCCCAGAUCCUUCCUUCCUUGAAGGGCAAAACUUAUUUAGAUGUGCCCCAUGUUAUUUGUUCUACUGGCCAGGAGGUGAGGCAAACUCUACAGAGACUCCCCAGUCCCCUCUCGACCUCAGCUUCUAAUAUCACCGUGACUUACACCAUCAACAACCAGCUGAGGGGGGUGGAACUGAGCUUCAAUGAAACGGAGAUUGUCAGUGUGAAAAAAGGAUCAGUCCUUCUCGUUGUUCUAGAAGAAGCCCAGCGCAAAAACCCAAAGUUCAAAUUUGAAUACAAAAUGACGUCUUGGGGUCUUUAUAUCACCUCCAUCAACAACAUUAACGAAGUUGAAAACCACAGGACCUACUGGCAAUUCCUGAGCGGCAUAACUCUUUUGGACCAGGGGGUCAGCUACUACAUCCCCCAUGACAAUGAACACAUCACAGCCAACUUUACACAGUACUAAGAUGACAUCCACACUCAACUUUUUAUCAGCUUUUCAUUGGGAAGAAAUGGGACAGAUUAAUGUCAAAAAUGUCUAGGUCAU
This is a messenger RNA of Vombatus ursinus (common wombat), 1326 nucleotides long. RefSeq names its product cobalamin binding intrinsic factor (gene CBLIF). Gene Ontology annotation, biological process: cobalamin transport. The transcript is spliced from 9 exons. NCBI's taxonomy places the organism in Eukaryota, Metazoa, Chordata, Mammalia, Diprotodontia, Vombatidae. Gene Ontology annotation, molecular function: cobalamin binding. The coding region runs from base 1 to 1245 and encodes 414 amino acids. The record is from RefSeq and is a predicted model, not a curated record.